GCGGAGAGGAGAGAGUGUGGCGCAUACCGGAAGUAAGGAGCUGGGCAUGCCGGGAGAUGUAGUCCUGUCGCGGUUACUGACAUUACACAGCUGCCAGGACGCUGCUGGUCCAGCAUUUGGGACAUCUGGUCGUCCUCUAAUGAUGCUGAGGGCCAGAGUGCAGCAUCUGCUGCUGGGAAGCCUAUGCAGAAGCCAGUGCCCUGGUCGCACCAAGCUGCCAGCCCUACUCCGGCUCAGCCGCUGCACCUCCGCACAGAGCCGCCACCACCAGACCUUGCAUCCGGAAUGGGCAGCACUGGCCAAGAAACAGUUGAAAGGGAAAGACCCGGAGAGCCUGAGGUGGCACACGCCAGAGGGCAUAGUGAUAAAGCCUCUCUACACCAAUAGGGACACAGCAGACCUGCCUGAGGAGCUGCCGGGGGUGAAGCCGUUCAGCCGAGGUCCAUACCCCACCAUGUACACGCACAGGCCGUGGACCAUCCGGCAAUACGCUGGCUUCAGCACGGUGGAGGAGAGCAACAAGUUCUAUAGAGACAACAUAAAGGCUGGUCAGCAGGGGCUAUCUGUUGCUUUUGACCUGGCCACGCAUCGUGGCUAUGACUCGGACAACCCUCGGGUUUACGGAGACGUUGGCAUGGCUGGGGUGGCCAUUGACACGGUAGAGGACACGAAGAUGCUUUUUGACGGCAUCCCGUUGGAGAAGAUGUCGGUCUCCAUGACCAUGAAUGGUGCGGUCAUCCCUAUUCUAGCCAUGUUCAUUGUCACCGGUCAGGAGCAGGGGGUACCCCAGGAGAAGCUGACUGGGACUAUACAGAAUGACAUACUCAAGGAGUUUAUGGUGCGGAACACCUACAUAUUUCCUCCUGAGCCUUCCAUGCGCAUCAUCGCAGAUAUCUUCCAGUACACGUCUCAGCAUAUGCCAAAGUUUAACUCCAUUUCAAUCAGUGGGUACCACAUGCAGGAAGCCGGGGCGGAUGCUGUGCUGGAGCUGGCAUACACGGUGGCCGACGGGUUGGAGUAUUGCAGGACAGGCCUGAAAGCCGGACUGACCAUUGAUGAGUUUGCACCCAGGUUGUCAUUCUUUUGGGGAAUCGGGAUGAAUUUUUACAUGGAAAUAGCCAAAAUGAGAGCCGGCAGGCGGCUGUGGGCACACCUGAUAGAGAAGAAUUUCCAGCCCAAGGACCAGAAGUCGCUGUUGCUUCGCGCACAUUGCCAGACCUCCGGCUGGUCUCUUACUGAGCAGGACCCCUACAACAACGUGGUCCGCACAGUGAUUGAAGGCAUGGCCGCUGUGUUUGGAGGCACGCAGUCAUUACACACCAACUCAUUUGACGAAGCUUUAGGGCUGCCCACUGUUAAGAGUGCCCGCAUAGCCCGGAACACCCAGAUUAUAAUCCAAGAGGAGUCUGGGAUACCCAAAGUGGCGGACCCCUGGGGCGGAUCCUACAUGAUGGAGUGCCUCACCGAGGACGUCUACCAAGCUGCUCUGAAGCUGAUUAAUGAGGUGGAAGAUUUGGGAGGGAUGGCCAAGGCGGUGACUGAGGGUAUCCCCAAGCUUCGGAUCGAGGAGUGCGCAGCCAGGAGACAGGCCAGGAUUGAUUCAGGUGCCGAGGUGAUUGUCGGGGUGAAUAAGUACCAGCUGGAAAAAGAAGAGACCGUUGAAGUUCUUGCCAUCGAUAACUCGUCCGUGCGCAACCAGCAGAUUGAGAAGCUGAAAAAGGUGAAGGCCAGUAGAGAUGGUGCGGCUGCCGAACGCUGUCUAGCGGCUCUCACAGAAUGCGCAGCAGGCGGCAGCGGGAACAUCCUAGGACUUGCCGUGGAAGCUGCCCGCGCAAGGUGCACUGUGGGAGAAAUAACAGACGCAAUGAAGAAAGUUUUCGGGGAACACAAAGCCAAUGACCGGAUGGUGAGCGGAGCUUAUCGCCAGGAGUAUGGGGAAAGUGAGGAAAUCUCCUGCGCUAUGAAGAGAGUGCAGGGUUUUAUGGAGCAAGAGGGACGGAGGCCUCGUCUGCUUGUAGCUAAAAUGGGACAAGACGGACACGAUAGAGGGGCAAAGGUCAUUGCCACUGGGUUUGCAGAUCUCGGAUUUGAUGUGGACAUCGGACCCCUUUUCCAGACACCGCGGGAGGUCGCCCAGCAGGCGGUGGAUGCGGAUGUUCACGGAGUUGGUGUCAGCACUCUGGCCGCUGGACACAAAACCCUGGUUCCUGAACUCCUCAAAGAGCUGAGUGCUUUAGGUCGCCCAGACAUCCUUGUUGUGUGUGGGGGAGUAAUCCCGCCACAGGACUAUGACUUCUUAUAUGACGCUGGAGUUUCCAGCGUGUUCGGACCAGGAACCCGCAUCCCCAAAGCUGCUGUCCAGGUUAUUGAUGACAUUGAGAGGAAUCUGGAGAAACGUCAGCAGUCGCUAUAAGAAUCCGUGUAGUGUCACCACGUUUCCUGUAGUACUGGCUGCGGAUGAACUAGGUUACUGGUAUCAUUGCCAUCCUCCUGGCGAACUGAAGGCGAUAUUUUAAAGGCGCCUUUUUGGCCUACUGGGUAUACAAGACUUUUGCUACAAAAGGUCACAUAUUCCUUUUUGAUUGAAAAUUUGCUUAAAUAAGAUCUGAGAUCUAUAUGUUCAACUGUAAUUUAAAAUAAAAUUUACUUUUUGUAAUGUUA
Messenger RNA from Pseudophryne corroboree (corroboree frog), 2661 nucleotides. It is a transcript of the gene MMUT, whose product is annotated as methylmalonyl-CoA mutase. The record is from RefSeq and is a predicted model, not a curated record. Lineage: Eukaryota; Metazoa; Chordata; Amphibia; Anura; Myobatrachidae. Gene Ontology annotation, molecular function: metal ion binding; methylmalonyl-CoA mutase activity; cobalamin binding. The transcript has 13 exons. The coding region runs from base 47 to 2413 and encodes 788 amino acids. Gene Ontology annotation, cellular component: mitochondrion; cytoplasm.